Synchiropus splendidus (mandarinfish) is the source of this 1920-nucleotide messenger RNA. RefSeq names its product ceramide synthase 5 (gene cers5). The transcript has 10 exons. The coding region runs from base 139 to 1305 and encodes 388 amino acids. Gene Ontology annotation, cellular component: membrane. Gene Ontology annotation, molecular function: sphingosine N-acyltransferase activity; DNA binding. Gene Ontology annotation, biological process: ceramide biosynthetic process. The record is from RefSeq and is a predicted model, not a curated record. NCBI's taxonomy places the organism in Eukaryota, Metazoa, Chordata, Actinopteri, Syngnathiformes, Callionymidae.
UACCACGGUACGUUGAAGUUGCGUGUGGCAAGUCCUCCCAGCGGCUCUGAGGCGCCCAGCAACUUCCAAAACACCGCUGCUUCUGGAGUAGCUCCCGAUUUUAUUUGGUCGGCACCGGGACGGAGACGCCGCGGAGAUAUGGCUGCGCUCUCAGCCUGGUUUUGGAACGAGCGGUUCUGGCUGCCACACAACGUCACCUGGGCGGAUCUGGCGGACCCAGCACCCGGGGUGGAGUAUCCAAAAGUCGGACACUUGUUUACCGCUUUGCCGCUCGCUUUGGUCAUUUUCUGCUUGAGAAUACUCUUUGAACGAUUUAUCGCCAGCAACUGCGCCAGCAGCAUCCGAAUUUAUCCAGGUGUGGGUCGCCGAGCGCAGCCUAACACCGUGCUGGAGAAAGUGUUUACAUCCAUCACGAAGAAUCCAGACACUCGCCAUCUAGAUGGACUCUCCAAGCAGCUGGACUGGGAUGUACGGAAGGUCCAGCGUUGGUUCCGACACCGACGGAACCAGGACAAGCCUAGUACACACACUAAGUUCUGUGAGAGCAUGUGGAGGUUUACCUUUUAUUUAUGCAUAUUUAUCUAUGGGAUCCAGUUUCUGUGGCAGACUCCCUGGAUGUGGGACACGCGGCACUGCUGGUACGGCUACCCUUAUCAGACGCUGCGCCCAGGACUCUACUACUACUACGUGACAGAACUGGCCUUCUACUGGUCGCUCAUGUUCUCCCAGUUUACUGACAUCAAGAGGAAGGAUUUCCUCGUCAUGUUCAUCCACCACUUGGCCACGGUCAGUCUCAUCAGCUUCUCCUACAUCAACAACAUGGUGCGGGUCGGGAGCCUGGUGAUGUGCGUCCAUGAUGCCUCCGACUUCCUGCUAGAGGCAGCUAAAAUGGCCAACUACGCCAAGUCCCAGCGUCUGUGCGACUUCCUCUUCGUCAUGUUCAGCGUGGUCUUCUUCAUCACACGACUCGUGGUGUAUCCCAUUUGGGUCCUCAACUCCACCAUGUUUGAGAGCUGGGCCAUCGUGGGGCCGUACCCGUCCUGGUGGCUCUUCAACAUUCUGCUGCUGGUCCUUCAGAUCCUGCACAUCAUCUGGUCCUACUUGAUCGCCAGGAUAGCUAUCAAAGCUGUGCUGCGGGGCAAGGUUUGCAACGACGUCCGCAGCGACAUUGAGAGCAGCUCAGAGGACGAGAGAGACUCGCCCACUGAAGAUCACAAGACUUCCACUCACAUGUCUAAAGGAGAGAACGGCACCAACGGUCACUGCGCUGCUCCCAGAGCCAGAGUCCAGAACCACAGCUUGUGACCAGCAGACUUGAUCCAGAGUGGCCCCUGCUGGCUGUCUUGAACCUCCGACAUUCCCCACCUGUCCCACCAGAGAGCCAGCUCCUCCUCUGUGAUGUCAGAGGCAGUGACAUGGUCCUUCACAGCUUUAUCUUCGUUGGGAUUCAAUGCUGUUGUUUUGUUCAAUGUUCUCUCCCAGUUUUAUUGGCCAGAUGAACUUGUGUUUUAUGGUCCAAGAGGUUCCUUCACACUGGAGCUCAACAGAUUACCACCGCUGCUUUCGGCUACAAAGAAACCACUGAGUGCCAUCAUUUUCAUGACCACAUUUUCUGUUAAACCAUCUGCGAUGAUGCGGCGGUUUCUGUUCUCAGCUCAAGUAUGAACUUCCUCUCUGAUCUAGCUGUAUGUGACUUCUGUUUUACUGUUUGUUUUUUUACGUCUUCUGAGACCAAAUAAUUAUUUUUGCCACUGUUCCUGAGAGCUUGGAGGACUUGAUGUGUGACGUAAGGUAUUGUGUUUUCAUUUAAGUGCCUUGUUAAACCUCUAAAUAUGUUGUGUUCAAAGAUUCUUCUUGAGUGUGGAAACAUUGCACCUUUUCUUGUGGAUUAAAUACAUUUAAUAUAAAUCAAACUUCCAC